Molecule: messenger RNA, 609 nt
Organism: Mercenaria mercenaria
Lineage: Eukaryota; Metazoa; Mollusca; Bivalvia; Venerida; Veneridae
Product: heat shock 70 kDa protein 12B-like
Exons: 4
Coding region: 85-609 (174 amino acids)
Source: RefSeq, a predicted model, not a curated record
GGCUUAUCAACACAAAGCACAAUAAAGGACACAGAGGGUCGCGACUUUAGUGCACUGGCAGUGUUUGCUUAUUCCUUAGACUAUAUGAAGAGGAAAAUUAUUGAAACAAUUGGAGAAAAGUUUCCAGGUGUCAGGGAAGAUGAUAUACAUUAUGUAUUAACAACGCCAGCAAUAUGGAGCGAACAAGCCAAAUUGUUCAUGCGAAAGGCGGCAAAAAAUGCACACAUACCAACAGAAAGAUUACGUAUAGCACUUGAACCAGAGUGUGCGGCUGUCUAUGUUCACACAAAAGAGUUACCUGCUCUUGAUAUGAUGACACAAGAAGAAAGGGCGAUGAAACCAGGAUCAUGUCAUGUUAUUAUUGAUUUAGGCGGAGGCACUCUCGAUAUUGCUGCCCAUCGAGUUAAUGGUCAUUGCCAAUUUGAGGAGAUCAUUCCGCCUGACGGAGGUCCCUGGGGUGGAGACAACAUAAAUAUGAAGUACGAGCAGUUUUUAGUAAGAAUUUCGGGAGGUCCAGCAUUUGCAAAAUUUCGAGACAACCACAUGGAUGACUAUUUAACAAUGCAACGCCAGUUCGAAAACAAGAAAUAUUCCAAAGUCAUUUCGUAA